AUGACAAGGAGGAACAAUAGCAACAGGAGGAGAAGGAGAAUUAGAGCAGUUCAAGUUGGUCACAGUCAGGCUCGGGACAGUAAACAAGCGGUUCCUGGGAGGAACGAGGAAGGACUAUAUUAUGCAUUGGACCUUGGAGGGACUAAUUUUCGCGUGUUACGUGUGCAAUUGGGAGGCAAGGAUGGUGGUAUUAUUAGUCAAGAAUUUGCUGAGGUGUCAAUUCCUCCUAAUUUGAUGGUUGGGACAUCAGAUGCACUCUUUGACUAUAUUGCAGCAGAGCUUGGAAAAUUUGUUGCUCAAGAAAAUCAACCUCCUGCUAGACAGAGAGAGCUAGGUUUUACCUUUUCCUUUCCUGUCAUGCAAACGUCAAUUGCUUCUGGGAAUCUUAUCAAGUGGACAAAAGGGUUCAGCAUAGAUGACGCAGUUGGUCAAGAUAUUGUGGCGGAAUUAACAGAAGCUAUUCAGAGACAAGGUCUUGAUAUGCAUGUAACAGCUCUGGUCAAUGAUACAGUUGGGACAUUAGCAGGAGGUCGAUAUGAAAACAACAAUGUCAUUGCUGCUAUUAUUUUAGGCACUGGAACAAAUGCAGCUUAUGUGGAACGUGCUCAAGCAAUACCAAAAUGGCAUGGUCCUUUGCCAAAUUCUGGGGAAAUGGUUAUCAACAUGGAGUGGGGAAACUUCCGUUCAUCUCACCUUCCAUUAACUGAGUAUGAUUAUGCAUUAGAUGCUGAGAGUUUAAACCCCGGUGAACAGAUUUUUGAGAAGAUAAUUUCUGGCAUGUACUUGGGAGACAUUGUUCGUAGAGUACUAUGCAAGAUGGCUGAAGAAGCUUUCUUUUUUGGUGAUGAUGUUCCCCCAAAACUGAGAGUUCCGUUUAUGCUAAGGACGCCGGACAUGUCUGCAAUGCAUCAUGACUCAUCUGCUGAUCUCAAUGUGGUAGGAAGCAAACUGAAGAACAUUUUCGAGAUAUCUGAUACCUCCCUACAAGUGAGGAAGGUGGUUGUGGAGAUUUGCAACAUUGUUGCCACCCGUGGUGCUCGUCUUUCUGCUGCUGGCAUCUUGGGUAUCUUGAAGAAGCUGGGAAAAGAUACCAUGAGUGAUGGUGAGGGUCAGAAGAGUGUGAUAGCCAUGGAUGGUGGAUUGUAUGAGCAUUACACCGAGUAUAGCAAAUGCCUAGAGAACACCCUUAAAGAAUUGGUUGGUGAAGAUGUCUCAGAAAGUAUUAUCAUUGAGCAUUCCAAUGAUGGUUCAGGCAUUGGUGCUGCUCUUCUUGCUGCCUCUCACUCCCAAGUUGAUGGUUAACAAUAAUGAUCAUGAUAUUGGGGUUUGUAUCAAUUAUUUUUGUGGUCCAUUUAUGACCCCAGCAGUCUUGGGAGUUGGGAGGGUUGACUUGUACACAGCUUUUAAGCCAAUCUUUGCAACAUUUACUCAACACCAUUUCUUUAAGUUGAUGUAUUUAAUUCUUUCAGGAGAACUCUGCAUUUUGCCGUGUUAGCCUUAACAUCAUAUUUCACAUCACCUGGCUCUAUACUUUGUUAGGAUAAGGAUAGGAUACCUUUUAUGCCAAAAUUAUUGGCUUUGUUGGCCAUAGGUCUGUAGGAGUUGUUGGAUCAAAUGUGCAAGGAAGCAGCCAUGUGACACUCUUGCCUUUUGAG
Molecule: messenger RNA, 1655 nt
Organism: Cajanus cajan (pigeon pea)
Lineage: Eukaryota; Viridiplantae; Streptophyta; Magnoliopsida; Fabales; Fabaceae
Source: RefSeq, a predicted model, not a curated record